This is a messenger RNA of Engraulis encrasicolus (European anchovy), 6225 nucleotides long. It is a transcript of the gene abhd2a, whose product is annotated as abhydrolase domain containing 2, acylglycerol lipase a. The coding region runs from base 309 to 1625 and encodes 438 amino acids. The transcript is spliced from 11 exons. Gene Ontology annotation, biological process: medium-chain fatty acid catabolic process; acylglycerol catabolic process; sperm capacitation. Gene Ontology annotation, molecular function: acetylesterase activity; monoacylglycerol lipase activity. Gene Ontology annotation, cellular component: sperm flagellum; sperm plasma membrane. The record is from RefSeq and is a predicted model, not a curated record. Lineage: Eukaryota; Metazoa; Chordata; Actinopteri; Clupeiformes; Engraulidae.
AGUGCACUGUCUGGUGCUAGUCAGUGCGUGUAUGUGGACCUAUUUACUGUGGAGGAAAAUGCGCGGAAACACAGAAUAUUCACAAUUAUCCACUGAAUCAUAGCCGCGCCUAUGGAUGGAUAUAGCAUAUGGUCAUCUGUACAAAGGGAAAAGAAUCGUCUGGCUGCCUCGUCGGAUUGUUAGGGCUGACCGGAUCACUGUGACAAAGAGUGCGGGACAAAGAGAAUCUGCUUGAAGUCCACCGGUCUGAGACCACCUCGUAUUUUUCCCCCCCGCAACCGAACAGCCAGAAAUUAGCAGCAGCAGCCAUGUCCAGCCAGGAGUCUGAGUUGUACUCCAUCUCUCCGGAGAUGCCGGCCAUGUUUGAUGGCGUGAAGCUGGCGGCGGUGGCCACGGUGCUCUACAUCAUCGUGCGCUGCCUGAACCUCAAGAGCCCCACGGCCGCCCCAGACAUCACCUACCAGGACACCGCACUCAACCGCUUCCUGCUCAAGUCCUGCCCCAUCCUCACCAAAGAGUACAUUCCUCCGCUUCUGUGGGGCAAGAGUGGGCACCUGCAGACAGCGCUGUACGGCAAGCUGGGCAGGGUGAGCUCGCCGCACCCCCACGGCCUCAGGAAGUUCCUGCCUAUGGUGGACGGCGCCACCGCCACCUUCGACCUCUUCGAACCCGUGGUGAACCACCCCACAGGAGAUGACAUCACCAUGGUGAUCUGUCCGGGGAUCGGCAACCACAGCGAGAAGCACUACAUCCGCACGUUCGUGGACCACUCCCAGAAACAGGGCUACCGCUGUGCCGUGCUCAAUCACCUGGGAGCCCUCCCCAACAUAGAGCUCACCUCCCCGCGCAUGUUCACCUACGGGUGCACGUGGGAGUAUGCGGCGAUGGUGGGCUACAUCAAGAGGGCCUACCCCCAGACACGGCUCAUCGUGGUGGGCUUCAGCCUUGGGGGCAACAUCGUCUGCAAGUUCCUGGGGGAGAACCGCGCCAACCAGGAGCGCGUGCUGUGCUGUGUGAGCGUGUGCCAGGGCUACAGUGCACUCAGGGCACAGGAGACCUUCCUCCAGUGGGACCAGUGCAGGAGGUUCUACAACUUCCUCAUGGCCGACAACAUGAAGAAGAUCAUCCUCUCACACAGGGACAGUCUGUUUGGUCCUACCCAUGUGCUGGGUGCCAACAUUGGCCGUCUCUACACUGCCACCUCCCUCAUGCAGAUCGACGACACCAUCAUGAGGAAAUUCCAUGGACACAAUACCCUGAAGGAGUAUUACGAGAAGGAGAGCUGUGUGCACUAUAUUCACAAUGUGAACGUCCCACUGUUGCUGGUCAACUCUGCAGACGACCCUCUGGUGCACGACUCUCUGCUCACCAUUCCACGAACACUCGCAGAAAAGAAAGAGAAUGUGAUCUUUGCUCUGACAUUGCACGGGGGCCACCUGGGUUUCUUCGAGGGGGCGGUGCUCUUCCCCCAGCCCCUCACCUGGAUGGACAAGGUGAUAGUGGGCUACGCCAACGCCAUGUGCCAGUGGGAGAAGCAGAAGCCGCCGUGCCUAAGCAGUGCUGGGCACACCGCCGGCGCUGGCGCCGACACCACGCCAUGCCAGAAAGAAGGCACGCAACCCUAAAAAAAAGUGCAACCGGACCUCCUUAACCUUUUUGAAAUUUGAACUUUGAACUGCACCUAACUGAACCUAACUCAACCCACCUUAUCCUGUCCUGCCCACUACGCCACGUUUGCCCAUGUCUAAUCACACUGUGCUUCUAAGGCCCCAAGCCCCAUCUUUUUUUGACUGGGUGACUUUUUUCACCUCACUAUCCUCACUUCUCCCACCCUGAUCGUCCUCGCCUCGUUGUCCCUCAAAGUCACCUACAUCACCUUACACAUGUGAAAAAGCGUCCUGAGAAUUUUUUUUUCUCCUCGCUGCCUUUGUGCAAGUGGCAAUUAUUCAACACAGAGGAAUGAUGAGGGGGAAACGAAAAUGGUUAGUCAGUUAAUCUCGCUCUCUCCCUUUUUGAAAGUGUCUCUCCUCCACUUUGCCAAGGGAUAAGGAGACAGAGGUGGAGAUGGACAGAAAAAGAAGAGACGCACGAGAUGGUGUUGACCAAAAAAAUAACAAUGCUUGAAAAUCAAACCAACAAAAAAGGAAAAAGAAUUACCACACAAGUGACUUUUGUUGAUCUUGUUGGAGAUUAUGUCCCUGGAGGACCUUGCGCAGGACUUGCAGGCAUUGACGGACAUUUUGCUUAGCAGCGCAGGCCUCCGGGAGGCCAAAUGAAAGACUCACCAGGCAGAACUGACCACUGCUCACGUCGAGACUAUCAGCUCCACCUUGCUUCUCAGAACACCCCCCAACACACAAACACACACACACACACACACACACACACACACACACGCACACAUGCACACGUACACGUACACACACACACACACAUGCACACGUACACACACAAUCACCCUUCACACUGGACCCAUGGACCCAUGAGGACUAUAGGAAUGUGGUAGGCACCAACACCAUGUGCUUCUUCUAACAGAGGAGAGUGUGUUCAUUCGUAACUUGAGUGGUCAGUGUUUUCCCUCUCUCCUGUAUCUCGAGUUCCAUAGCUGUAGUUCCUCUGACCUACAGGGCUGAACUGGUCUGUGUGGACCUUCGAACAGCCCAGCAUCACAAACAGAAACACAGCUUGCCGCUUCUCUUUCACGAAAGUCCGAAAAGCCGAGAAAAAAACACCUUUCCACAUUGUGCUCCAGGGUCGUAAAGCGAUAUCUUUAUGACCAUGCCGAAAACCAUGUCAGACCAGCUGCCAACAAACAUUUUGUUUGAACCUUAGUAACACAUUCCUGCAGUUCACUAUAGCCUGGUCCAGUUUUUUUUUCUUAUAAAUCCAAAAAAAGCACUUUAAUUUUAUUUUUCUGCGAACUAACAGGCCCUCUUGAACAGAUUGGCUGUGUUUUCUUUUUUUCAUUAUUUGUUAAUAGUUUUAUUUUUUUCUAUAGGUUGAAUAGGAUUUAUUAGUUGAGACAAACCAGGAGAGAGCAGAUAGGUGUGGACAGACGUGAGAAAGAAAAGGGGUGAACAUUGGCCCAGGACCAGCAGUUGAAGGAACUGUCAUAGGAGAUCUAAUUGUCACAUGACAUCCAGAGUAAAUGGUACUCCAUAACGACGUUUAACAAAAUCAACGUCUUGUGUUCAUGGCCAUCUGUUGUUACCUCAUUUUCAGCUAUCAAAUUUCACCAUUUCCUGUCCAGAUUCCUAAUGGAUCAGAAAAGUCAGUGUUCCUAAAGCUGUAACUGUGUUCCUAAAGCUGUCCUUUGACAAGACGGUUACAUCAACUGCUGUUCUGAAGGUCAGUUUACGGUAGGCUAGAUUACUAUUGACCCAUUCAUCUCUCGUCUUCACCCUCCAGUAUGAAGCCAUCUCCUGAGGCCAAACCCAUAGUGGCCAAGCUCGCCACCACAGUGUCAUCCUCAUAGCUAGACUCACCAGUGUGCUAACCAGAGUUGUCGAUCGGACAGCACAGAGUUGUCGAGAGAGCACCGCUGUUUUUGAAGACAUGUCCAGAAACAUGGAGGACACCCAGUGACCUGUGAAGAUGGGGCAUAAAUCAGGUGGCUGCUGAAGAUCCAGGUCAUUGAUGUUACCCUGUGAGGCAUGUAGUGUAGCUUUUAGCAUACGAAAUGCGAUCUGAACAGACAUGUCCUGGGCCAGAAAUGGACCAUGGGCUUGUAGAGUAAAUGGUACCUUGGAGACUUGGGCCCCAUGACAGCUGGCUCGUGAGGCCUCUUCUUCCUCAAGCUUUGCUCGGUCAGGACCUUUGUUUUUGAAGAGGUGAACCUUCUUACGCAACAAAGAUAUGUGGGGUAUUUUUUCAGCUGGCAGUGUGAGAGUCCAUGUUGUCCCGUGUCUGUUUUGUUGUUUUUGUCACGUACCGUAAAGAAUGGCACUGAAAAGCAUGGGUGUCUGGUGUGAGAAGAUGUGUAGAUGUGUAAGCAUGCAGCGAUCAUCUCUGGUUCUGACAUGGUUCUUUUGUUUGUCUUCAUUGUUUAUGUUUUGUUUUUUUGUGGUCCUCUCUUCACACUUCACAGUGUUUGGUGCCUGCAGGCAUUGGUUAUGAGCUGUAGGUCAUUGAUGCAGUGAAGUCAGUAGUAUGUACUAGAUAGGGUGGCUUGUGUCUUCCAAAUGAAGUUUAAAAUGACUUCAUAUGGUGGCAGUGGCGGUACUAGUCUUUAGUAGGAGGUCUCUAGGCCAGUGCAUCCUGUGCGCAGCAGGCUUGUUGCAGCAUGUCAGAUAGGAUUAGACUGGGGUUAAUAACCAUGUAAUCCUUAUUCCUUAAUACUCUGAAUGGCUCUCGAACAAAUAUGAGCUGAGGUGGGCUUGUCUGAUAGAUUGUCAUGAACCAAAAAUUAUAUUUCAGUUUUCAUGGCGCCUGAGGAAGAGCGAAGCCAGUGACUUUUCUCUCUCUCUCUGGACCUUGUCGGCCAAGGCUGGAAGGCAUGUAAAAGCUAACUCGCACUGUAGGAGUUGCCAUGCAGCAUAUAUAGGGAUACAAUGGCUCCCCCCUCUGCCAGUUGUUGGUCAUAGCUUGUAGUGAGAGUUUGCUUCCCUCUUAUCUCUGUGGAAUGGAGCUGACUAGGGACCCAUUGGAUUAUACCAGAUGCUAAAGCUGUUCCCAGACCAGCUAGUACAGCAUCUGAGCUGGUUUCUACUCUAGAGAAACUGGGAACCAAAGCACUCUUCUGUGGAUGGCCUUGGUUCAUACCAUCAUGCAAGCCUCUGAUGAGUAAUCAAAAGUAACUAAAAAAUUAUCACUGUUUGCUAGAAAAACACAAGUUUCUCUUGCAUUUACUUAUUGUCAGAUAGUAAGCGUCGGCUGGUUCGACAUUAGAUUAAGAGAACUGGCCCCCGCCACAGUUCUGUCAGUCUGAGACGCCAAUAGAGUUCACCCACACACAAAACACCAAACGCAAGCACUCUCAUAGGCCCUACAGAGGGCGAUAGACAUCCAUCUUUUACCUCCAGUGGGUUCUGUUAUCUACUAGACCUCCAGCUCACCAGCGUCAUACCCACACAGACCCAGCUGCAGAACUAUGUGAAUGAGGUUUUUUUUCAUCUGUUGGAAUGAAUGUCUCCCCUAACUUUGCACAGCAGAUGCUGGCGAGUCAUACCUCCUCAAAUCCCUUUAUUUCCAAAGUUUAUUAUUUUCUCCUGUUCAUUUUGUUUCACAUUGGGUUUUUUGUAUUUUAUACUGUUGUAAUUAUUAUUAUUAUUAUUAUUAACAUUAUUAUUGUUGUGUCAUAUUAUUUCGCCAGUGUAAGUGUUAAGUGGGAGAGUGUGCUUGUUUUUGAAUGGUCACUGUUGUGUGUUCACAUCAUAUCACCAUUGCAGGUUAUAUACCAAAUUACACAAACACCCACUUUUAAAAAUUAUGGAAAAAGGAGAAGGGGGGGGCUGUAUUAUAAAUUUGAAAAGACUAUGUGAAGUUAUAUAUAUAUGCACAUAUGUGUAAAUGUAUUUAGAAUAUAUUUAUGAUAACAAUAUUGGGACCAGGGGCAAUCAUACAGAAUUAUGGGAAAGCAAUAAUGUGCAAUACUCUUCUCAUGCUCAAUGCCAAAACAAGACAAUGAUAAAUAGAGUUGAGAAUUGAGACACCACAGGAACAUGACGAUAAGGUAUAAAAAAAGAAAAAAAGUUAAUCUCCAUAGUGACACCCCAGCCUCCACUUCACACUCAAGUACACAAACACAAGGCUGAAUAUUGCACCACACCCAGUAGUAGUAAUGAAAUGAAAUGCUUCUCUCAAUAUAUUUUUUCCGAAACCUAUUGGUUAGCCUAAUGGCACCACACAUGAUUACAUCCCAAAGUAUGACUGAAGACUCGUCUGUUGGCUACUGUGGAAGAGUGUUACAGUGUCGCUUCAACUGUAAUAGAUGAUGUUGAUAUUCUGGUGUACAUUGGACCCUGCACAGCGUAGUAUAGAAUGCUGUACCUCCUUGGAAAGGCUUUUGCGGUCUGACUCUGUGCUCUUGGGUCUGCAGUGCCACCUCCCUGUUGCACACUGAACACUAACUGUCAGCAGUAGGCUAUCUUCCAAUGAAGACUUCCAUUCUUUAGCCAUCUUAAAAUUGGUCUCAAAAAUCUAUAGGAAACCGUCAAAACCUGCAGCCAUGUUUGUGCUCUGAAAGAAACACUAUGUUGACAACCCUAUCGUGUUCCUGCGUGUGAU